AUGGCUUGGACAUCCAAAGACUUUAUCAAUGAGCUUCAAGAUGUUGAGGAGUUGCUGGCUUUCAAGAGUGCACCUGCACUACAAGAGAGUUUGUUGAUAGCUUUGCUGAAGAAGGUUGACUGCAGCAACAAUUUGUUGGCUUCUGAUUAUGCCAGCAUGCUGGAGGCUAUCACAAAGAGUUCUUUGGGAGAUACCAAGAAGCAAUGGCUUCAAGACAAAAUCAUGGAAAGAGCUGCUGAAGGAGGAAAAGGGUCCAAGGGAAGCAAGAUAGUGAACAGCCCUCAAAGCUUGGUGAAUGUUGCUGCCUACAUGACAGAAGCUGAGAUCCAGCAACUUAUGACUGGAGAGAUUACCAAAGCUCCACACUUGAUUGUGCAAAGGCUGAGGUUGUUGGGAUUGACUUCCAUCAAAGAAGAUACCAAAAGGUAUUGUGUGGCCUUGCUAGUGCAAUCUAUGUUGUGGCAUGGGAUGCAGAUGCCAGAUGGUGAUUACACCUACAUGCUGGCUACACAAUUCACCAGCUUGUUUCAAGCCAGCAAAAUUCAAUCCAAAGUUGCACCUCUGAAGGUUUACCCACAGCUGCCCACAGUCCUUGGACAAGAUUGGUUAGAGAAAGUCUAUGGUGAAGAAAAGCCAAGUCUCAAAACUUUCCCUCAACUCCCAGAGAUUGCCAGUCAGGUAUGUGUCAGAAGCACAAACUCGAAUUUGAGCAAGAAUUCCAAGACAAGAUUGCAAGGGAAGCAAUCUUCUUCAGCUCAUGGAUUCCCAGCUGACUUCAUGCAGGCUUUGAGAGAUUUGGUACACAAGCCCUUGGCAGAGCCUUCAGCUUCUUCUGCCCAAGGCAUGAAGCUGACCUUCUUCAACCAGCAGGCCAGUCCAAAGAAAGCAUUGCCAUCCAGUGUGAGUGCAUUGGACAUCAUGAAAGAGAAGCAACAGAUGGGCCAGGCAUCCUCACCUCCAAAAAGGGCAUUGGCAUUGACCAAUGAGCCUGGAAAGAAUGGCAAGCCUUUGGACCAAGAGAAUGCACUUCUGAUGAGCAAACCUCUGGAACAUUUGGGUCUGCUAAGACCAGCCACUGGUUAUGUGCAUGACUGGAUGCAUGCCUUAUGUUCCAAUGGUGUUCUUUGCUACAUCAUGCAGUGGGCCCUGGAAGCUAUAGCAACUACAGACAUGCCAAACAUUUGGAGCACCUUCUGCCAAUAUUUACAACUGUGGGUUUGGCCUGGCAAUUUACCUGGAAGUGCUGCUUCUCACAAAUUGUUCGAGGCCAAGAAGGUGGAGACCCACAAAAAGAAUGAAAAACUGGUGAUGUCUGCAUCAGAAAUGUUGUCCAUUUACCCUGUGUUGGCUUACUUUAUGGAAACUUGCUGUGUCCUACCAGCAUGUGAUGUCCCAAAGCAAGUUUAUUUGGCAUGGUGCCAUGUCUUGGAUUUGUUGGUGGCUUCGACUCAACAUUUGCCUAAGCCUGGGCAAUUGCUGCAAGCUGUACAGAAGGCUUUAGCCUUGACAAAGGCUGCUGGUUGGGCUGGAAGCAUGAGGCCCAAAUUUCAUUGGUGUCUACAUUUUGAGCAAGCCCUGCAGCAAUUUGAUGGCCUGCCUUCUUGUUGGUCUUUGGAGAGGAAGCACAAAGUGGCAAGAAGAUAUGGCUCUGGAUUGUAUAACACAAAUCGCUAUGAAGACACACUCUUGAGAGAACUGACUUGUGAUCACCUGGCACAUUUGAAACAAGAAGCUGCAUAA
This is a messenger RNA of Cladocopium goreaui, 1740 nucleotides long. The record is from the annotation of a GenBank genome assembly. NCBI's taxonomy places the organism in Eukaryota, Dinophyceae, Suessiales, Symbiodiniaceae.